This is a messenger RNA of Hevea brasiliensis (rubber tree), 910 nucleotides long. RefSeq lists its product as uncharacterized. The record is from RefSeq and is a predicted model, not a curated record. Lineage: Eukaryota; Viridiplantae; Streptophyta; Magnoliopsida; Malpighiales; Euphorbiaceae. The coding region runs from base 1 to 474 and encodes 157 amino acids. Gene Ontology annotation, biological process: mitochondrial respiratory chain complex III assembly. The transcript has 2 exons.
AUGAGCACGAAGGUGCAGAAAUGCUGGAAUCUAUCGAUUUUGACGAGUUCUACUACGCUAAACGCCAUCGUCUCUAACCAGCGGCUUCUACACAAUGGCCCAGACACCAUAGAGGAAUUAUUAGACCGACAUGUCGUGAAAAAGGAGAAAUCGCUGGAUGACAAUGAGGAGGAGUUGCUGAAUCGACAGCGGCUCACCAGCAAUCGAAGAGAGGCACUGCAUCUGUAUAGAGACAUCCUGCGAGCGACCCGGUUUUUCUUCUGGCCCGAUUCUCGAGGCGUAUUGUGGAGAGAUGUAUUGAGGGAGAACGCUAGGAAGGAGUUUGAAGAGGCACGGUUCGAGAAGGAUCCGGAAAUCGUGACCCGAUUACUUAUUGGCGGCCGAGAUGCAGUGCAGUCGGCUCUUGAAAAACUCGCCGAGAAGCAGAGGCAGCAGAUUGAGAAGGAACGUGGCAGUGGCGGUGAUCGCCGGUGAAUGGAUUUUUCAGAUGAAGAAGUGGAAUAAUUGAGGAUGUGUUAAGGCAAUGUAGAUUUGCAAACAUAUACGGGCAUCAAUGUUCUUAGGUUACUGCUUGGUGUCACGUUUCUUGUAAAGUUUGGGGGUGCGUCUCAAAGUCUCAACCGUCUCAGGCGUCUGGCAGUGUUGAUUUAUGGCUGCAACGUCCUAGUUUUCUGUACUUUUUGAUGGGGAUAUGGAGUUUAGUUGCUGUGUGAAUGGUAAUUGAGAAUGCCCAGAAUUUGUUGUCUCAUUCAUGAUUCAACCGAUGGAGUUGCUCAUUUUAUGGGCCUGCAUGACCGUCAUAAGAGUUGUUUGACAUUGCUGUUCACAUUAUUGUUUAAGUUGCUAAAUGUUCCGAAUUGUUUUUAUUUUUUUCUAAGUUAGAUGCUGAAUUCGCAUAUUUACCAAACAA